Molecule: messenger RNA, 3904 nt
Organism: Xenopus tropicalis (tropical clawed frog)
Lineage: Eukaryota; Metazoa; Chordata; Amphibia; Anura; Pipidae
Gene: maml2
Product: mastermind like transcriptional coactivator 2
Exons: 6
Coding region: 417-3401 (994 amino acids)
Biological process (GO): Notch signaling pathway; positive regulation of transcription of Notch receptor target; positive regulation of transcription by RNA polymerase II
Cellular component (GO): nuclear speck; nucleus
Molecular function (GO): transcription coactivator activity
Source: RefSeq, a predicted model, not a curated record
AGACACACAAUGAGAGCCUGUGUGCCUGUGAGAGCGCUGGGCACAGUCAGAAGCAGCAGAGUGUGCAGAUAACACUCCAGCAAAACAAAAGUUACAGGAACUCCAUCCAGUGCCCUGCUCCAUGCUGGGCUCUACACUAACUGGAUCAGCACCUGGUUCCUGCUGGGCUGGCAUGUUACUAACCCACAUUCCCAGCAUGAGAAGGAACUGAGUGAAGCCUGAGCCAGCCCCCUGCAGAUCUGGGAAGCCCUUCUCUUUCUCUACAACAACUCAUCGCCCUGGAACUGGGACAGCCAGAAGUUCCAUAACAAGCAGUUCUUCCCAGCGAUAUUUUUGGAACUCAUGUGGCAUCACAAGUGAGGAUAAAAACUGCACUCCUAUCAUCUACUAAAGUGCCUCCAUACAGUAUAAAGAGAAUGGGGGAAACAGCUCCCCCACAAGCCCCGGCAGGUAACCUCGGAAUAGGUGUUGCAGGUGCUGGGCUCCUCGGGGGCGGGUCAGUCACUCCUCGUAUUCACAGCGCCAUUGUGGAGCGCCUGAGGGCUCGGAUUGCUGUGUGCCGUCAGCAUCACUUGAAUUGUGAGGGUCGGUAUGAGCGGAGUCGGGCAGAGAGCUCCGACAGAGAGCGGGAGAACACGCUACACUUGCUGACUCUAGUGCAACACGGGCAGGGCACCAGGAAGAACAACAAACACAACAAGAGCACAUGUGCUCCACCCCCUGACUACCAUCAUCAUCAUCAGCAACACCUGCAAAGCACCGAAGGGAAAGAAAUCAACGGGAACCAACAACCUCAGUCUUCAAAUGGGCUGAACCAACGCAACUCUGCUCUGAUUGCACUGCAAGGCUCUUUGAAGAGGAGAAUUGUUCCACCGGCUCAAAGCAAGAGACCAAAUGGCAUUUCGGACCAUUCGUUCCUUGAUUUCAAGAAACUCAAAAAUGAGCAUCUCUUAGCAGCACAAAGCAGAUAUCAUAAUGUUGAUGGAAUGAAGUUGGCCAGUUCCGGAGAUCGACAGAUGGAGCUUGCAGGACCCAGAAGCACCGAUAAUACAAACAACAACAGCAACUGCAAUGUCAAUGAUUUAUUUAGCUUUGCUCUGAAGGAUAUAAAAAAGGAGCCAGGGGAGGCUGUGUCUUGUGGCAAGCACUUAGAUGUUCCCCUGUCUCAUGAAAAUCAGUUGAAAUAUGAGGAGGAUUCAGGAGAGCAGUUUAUGGAUCCUGAUCUGCAGGAGUUAUUUAACGAGCUUACUUAUAUAUCGGUGCCGCCCAUGAGUGAUACUGAAUUGCAAAACAUGAUAAAUAUCACCAUCAAGCAAGACGAACCUUUCCACAUUGACAUAGGGCACCAAAAUCAACGGACUACAUCUUCAUCCAUGCCUUUAGACAAAGUCACCAUAAAAAGUGAAUAUUCGCCUGGCCUAGACCCUGCUCGUGUUGCUUCACCCCAGUUGAGGCCUUCUUCUACAGGACCGGCCUUUCCGAUGUCUAGUGCCCCCUUGACAUCUACGCCAAAUGCUACAGCACCCCAUAACCCAUCACAGACGCAGGUUUCUGGUACAAACCGAUUGCACAGCUGGCAGGAGUUAUCCCACGCACAACAGCUCAAGCAAAUAGCAGCUAACAGACAAAAUAAUAUCAUUCACCAACAUCAGCCAAGCCAGCCCUCAAGCUGGCCAACUAUGUCACCAACCGGACUGUCACCAAGGCCGUUUGGAGAUGUGAAAGUCCCGAGCCCAUUUCGGCAUCAGCAGCUAAGUCCUCAUAGUCCUUCCACAAGCGCCGUGCCUGUAAAUGGGGCACAAUCGAAAAUGAUGAGCAGCUAUCUCUAUAAGCAGAAUGCAAGUUCCCAGAAUAACAGCAAUGAACUAAUAAAAGCGCAGGAUGCUGCUAAGUGUGCAGUCACCAACUCCACUCAAGAACAAAUUCAUAGCAACAUUAAGCCUUUGUUCCAUUUUAACCAAGACCAGCCAAACCAACAAAUAUCUUCUGCCGUAAGCAAUCCAAACAAACCCGUGUUACAAUUCCCUCAGCAGAAGCAACAGACCCCUACAUCAAAACAACACCAUGAACAAACCCAACAGGUACAAAGUGUCUCUAACCAGCAACUGUCAAGGCCAACCACAUUUCAGCAAAAGAUGACAUUUCCAAAACUACCGCAAAACCAGCCAAUCUCAGGACUUCAUUACUCAUCCGUUCAUUCACAACAGGAUCAGCAUUCUGCCACAGCCCCGGGUACCCCUACCAGCUCCAACCCAGCAUCAUGUGCAAGUCCAAACACCGGGAAUGGUUAUUCCUCCCAGCAGCCCUUGUCAGCACAGCAACUGAUGGAGAAGGCAAAUGCCCUUCAGAGGCAGAUGAUGGAGCAGAAACAGCAGCUACUAUUGCAGCAGCAAAUGCUGGCAGGAAUGGAGAAAAGUAACAGCCAGGAUCAAAUGAGCCACUUGAACAGGCCCCCGCCGGACUACAAGGACCAAAGACGAAGCUCAGUUGGCCUGCAGCAGCCCGCCAGCCACUACUCAAAUGGCCUUCCAACUGUUGGUGUCAACCAAAGUCCACCAGCAACAACCAACCCUGUUCCAACCCACAAUCUCACCCCACCAAAUCCAAGCCAUUCUUCCCCAAACCACAGUUCCAGAAUGACACCUCUUCCUGGAGCUCAGAACAUGUAUGGGACUGCGCCGUGCUCCCAGCAAGCUAUGUAUAACGCGAGCCCUGGCGCUAGCAAAAUGCAGCAACAAACUAGCCCAAAUACACUGGGGAGCAAUCAAAACAGCCACAUAUUGCCAAGGCAAUCGCCAUCUGGACAAGGGAAUCCACUGCCUCCUUUCAGUGCCGGUUCUGCGACUAGUCCUCCACAAUUCAGACCUUCUCUCAAUCAUGGAACCAAUAUGGCAGGGCAAAGACCAUCCAAUGGUCUGAUCAACUCACCCGUACCGCAGAUCUGGGCAUCACAAGAAGCCAAGAAGCAAAGCGGGCUUUGCUUCUCCAACACCAAUCAGUUUUCCAACCAGUCCCUUCAAGGAAUGCUGGGAAGCCAGAAUUUUGCUCCCAAUCAGCCUGAAUUGCAGAUGAGAGCCCAGAUGAGCCAAUCCCCUGCUGGACAAACAAUGGAGCCACUCAGAGGCUUCAACAGUGGGCAAGCUCAGCUGCGAGCACAGUUGUCCCCUAACCCCAAUCAAGGCGGGGCAAGUACAGCCAUGGCAGCAAACACAUUCACUUCCACCAAUCAGGUGCCUCGAGCGUUCCCAGGUUCCGAUACAAAUAAUGAUUUGGGAUCUUUCGAUUUCCUUUCUACUAACAGCGACUUCGAUUUUAUUGAUACGUUGCUUAAAACUGGCCAUGCCAACGAUGACUGGAUAAAGGACAUUAUUUUAGAUGAGAUCUUUAAGAACCAUGCCUGAAAUGGUAUUGUCUACUGUGCCAGUCUAGUGCAAAGCCUCCUAAAGGACAACUUAACCAUGCCAUUACAUGUUUAUAUUAAAUGCAGGACAGUGCUUCUUAUACAUUACUUUAACCUUCCCAACCAUCAGGGAGCCAUAGUCUAACCCCGAGCAUUAGUGGUUUAUUUCAGAGGAAGAUACCAGCUAUGAAGGCAUAGGAUGUUGGAGUAGAACAACUUACAGGUUCAGACAUUGUCUUAAACUCCUUAUUCCAUAAAACUACAAGUUCUAACUAAUGAAAGAUAUAUCCCUUUUUAAAAGGAACCACAUUUUGUAUUAUGUAUUAUAGCUAUAGAAAUAUCAGUUCAUACUUUCCCCCCAGUACUUUCCCUUCAAACCAGGUUUAAAGUUAAUGUAAACCAUUAAAGCAAAUGGUUUAUGCUCUUCCAUAAAACAGUACCUGUAAUUGAUCCCAACUAAGAUAUAAUUACCCCUUAUUGGGGGCAGAACAGCCCUAUUGGGUU